AUGCGGUUCCCCAAGUCAAUUAUGCUAUCCUCGCUCGGCUGCUUGAUCCUUUCUGCAGCAACGGCAGCGGCAUCAUCCCUGACAAUCAGUGUCCCAUCCUCUAACUUCCUCCCUAAUCCACAUGUCCUUCCUGCAGGAACACAUGCCACUCUAACCACCCUCCCCUCGCCAGAAGGAAGUCAAUCGAGCCCUCGCCAGAGCAAUGUCCUGACUGCCCCGCUUACCCGCUUCUCCACCUUCGUCUUCCGCAAUCUCCAGCCCGAGUCUUAUUUGCUCGAUAUCAGAUCCUCCGAGUAUGUAUUUGCGCCAUACCGCGUCGAUAUCUCCUCCGACGGCUCUGUCCGCGGCAUUUGGGAGACCUUCCGUGGAAAUCCGUGGGAUAAUCGGGGCGCAGAGAAGUUCGUCUCAGGCAGCGCCAAUGUUGCUUCCGGCGAUGUAGCCAUCGAGGCCAAAGUGCUUGGUAGGAGGAAGUUCUAUGAAGAGAGACCUAAGUUUUCCCCCCUUGGAUUGUUUAAAAAUCCAAUGAUUCUGCUCUCCGUCGUGGCUCUGGGUAUUACGGUUGGAAUGCCAAAGCUUUUGGAAAACAUGGAUCCAGAAAUGCGCGCCGAAUUCGAGAAGCAGUCGCGUUCAUCUCCGCUGUCUGGUGCGGCUCGCAAUCCUGUUGCCGGCGGGCAUACCGGCCCUGCCAACUUCGACCUGGCCGGGUGGAUGGCCGGCGCAUCGUCUGGCCCUAUGGCUAACGCUGACACGGCGGGGCCAACAUCAACUAGCAGAGAUGGUACCAGCUCAGCACGGAGAAGAGGGUAG
Messenger RNA from Monascus purpureus, 807 nucleotides. Lineage: Eukaryota; Fungi; Ascomycota; Eurotiomycetes; Eurotiales; Aspergillaceae. The record is from the annotation of a GenBank genome assembly.